Messenger RNA from Pygocentrus nattereri (red-bellied piranha), 1093 nucleotides. RefSeq names its product putative deoxyribonuclease TATDN3 (gene tatdn3l). Gene Ontology annotation, molecular function: hydrolase activity, acting on ester bonds. The coding region runs from base 196 to 948 and encodes 250 amino acids. The transcript is spliced from 10 exons. The record is from RefSeq and is a predicted model, not a curated record. NCBI's taxonomy places the organism in Eukaryota, Metazoa, Chordata, Actinopteri, Characiformes, Serrasalmidae.
UUGGAAGUGAGUGUGCGGGAGCUGAGAGAGGACGAGAUGAGCGGAGUCAGAGAGAAAACUCUUAGAGAAAAGCUUUUUCUCCAUCGGAACACCCCUAACGUUAAUUCGUUCCACCUGCAAUAUCCAAUUUCGCAUUUUCUUCUGUUAUCGCCCGAUACUGAUAGCAGUCUCUACUUCUGACGACACCAGACAUUGAUGAUGUUAUUGUGCAGGCAAAAAAAGGCUGGAGUUCUGGCUCUUCUUGCAGUGGCAGAACAUGCUGGGGAGUUUGAGAAAAUCAUACAGCUGUCACAGAGGUUUCCUGGUUUUGUGAUGCCCUGUCUUGGGGUUCACCCAGUUCAAGGCCAAGACCCAGCACACCCCCGGGGGGCAUUACUAGAGGAUCUAGACGCUGCCUUACCCUUAAUUGAAAAAUAUAAAGAACACAUUGUGGCUAUUGGUGAGGUUGGCCUUGACUUCACACCCCGGGUAGUUGAUAAUGAUGCAGGAAAAGAAAGCCAGAGACAGGUGCUCAUUCGUCAAGCAGAGAUUGCGAAGCAGCUGAGUCUUCCUCUGAAUGUCCACUCAAGAUCUGCUGGAAGACCUAUGAUUCAUCUUUUAAAGGAGCUAGGUGUAAAAAAUGCCCUUCUUCAUGCAUUUGAUGGGAAACCCUCAGUUGCAAUGGAGGGUGUCCGUGCAGGGUAUUUUUUUUCAAUACCACCAUCGAUUGUAAGAAGUGAACAGAAGCAGAAACUUGUGAAACAGCUGCCACUGGAGAAUAUGUGUCUGGAGACAGAUUCACCAGCACUUGGACCAGAGAAACAGGUGCGAAAUGAACCAAGGAAUAUCACUGUUAGUGCUGAGUACAUUGCCAAAACCAAAGGAAUUCCCUUGGAAAAGGUCAUGGAAGUCACCACACUUAAUGCUCUCCGUCUUUUUCCCAAGUUGAAGACAUUUAUCAAAAUGUGACCGUGGCAAGAAGACAUCUACCAAGAUCUAAACAAUGUAGUGCAGUCUGUAGUUGGUCAGCGACUCUGUUUUGUUGUUUCUACUCUGUAUUCAAGCAUACUGGAUUACAAAUAAAAAUGACUGUAGUUUUUGGAGAGCUAUAUAA